This is a messenger RNA of Passer domesticus (house sparrow), 586 nucleotides long. RefSeq names its product cilia and flagella associated protein 144 (gene CFAP144). The record is from RefSeq and is a predicted model, not a curated record. Bases 27 to 422 code for a protein of 131 amino acids. The transcript has 4 exons. Gene Ontology annotation, cellular component: ciliary base. NCBI's taxonomy places the organism in Eukaryota, Metazoa, Chordata, Aves, Passeriformes, Passeridae.
CCAGGGCGGCGGGAGCGGGCGCGGCCAUGGCCGCCCGGCGCGGCGAGCGGGACCCGCCGGACGCGCUGCAGAACCGCCGGCAGGCCGAGCGGGCCCGCAAGGAGCGCCGCUGGCAGCUGCUCUUCACGCAGUACACCGUGAACCCCCUCCGGCCCGUUCACAUGGUUGCUAGGAAGCCAAUGUCUUGGCAUGAGAACAUACAGGAGCCAAUAGAUGAUGAAUUCCUGAAUCUUCUUCACCGUGCAGCAGUGGUGCCAAGAGAGAAAUACUCAGAGCCACAAACUGAAAGCCAAGAAAUUGGCUGGCAUACAACACCUUUGGUUCCUUUCGACCACAGUGAUACCAGAUUCUACUUCCCACGCCAGAAAACUGAGAUUACCAUCCAUGGCUACCCUGCACGGGGAGAGAAGUCUAAAGACUAGGGGGAAAGCCACAGAUAGAAUGUUAAUGACAUCUAACGUGUUAGGUCCUGUUCAUUAUCUAGCAAGUCUGGCAGAUUGCCAGUGAGAGACAAGAGAACUUUAACCUGUCCAGAUUUACAACCUGACAACAGUGACACAAAUAAACCUAUCUGUAAGGCUCUGUA